Chrysemys picta bellii (western painted turtle) is the source of this 3668-nucleotide messenger RNA. Lineage: Eukaryota; Metazoa; Chordata; Testudines; Emydidae. The record is from RefSeq and is a predicted model, not a curated record.
UCCUCAAUCCCCAGGACCCGUCACAAGGCAAAGGGUGGUUCCCCCGACCCACCAGGGGCUCCAGGACCAGGAAGGACGGUGCAUCAGCACAGGCUGUGUAAGCCCCUGAAGCAACGUCCUGGGGAGUUUCCCCCUAAGAGCUGUGUUUGUUACAGCAGCAAAGAUUGGUUCCCCCGACCCACCAGUCACUCCAGGACCAGGAAGGACGGUGCAUCAGCACAGCCUGCAUAAGUUUUAGUUUUGCCCUGCACAACAUCCCCUGGCAACCAGUUCCAGAGGUUAACUGUGCAGUGAGUGACAAGGAUAAUGGAACAAGAAACAGUUGUGUUCGGUAAGGCAUUUACAAAACCCAGAAACACACUUCCUGGUCUGUCUGAUCAGGAAAAUGAAAAAAUCAAGACUGCCAUUGAAGCAGGAAACCUCUCAGCAGCAGCGAAAGUAGUGCAGAAAUCAGACGAGGUGUUAAAUAAAAUUGAGCUCAACAUUGCGAUCACAGGGGAGUCAGGAGCCAGGAAAUCAUCCUUCAUCAAUGCCCUCCGGGGCCUGGGAGAUGAGGAUGAAGGAUCCGCUGAGACUGGGCCAAUACAGACAACCAAAGAACCAAAGGGGUACAGGCAUAUUAAGGACAAGAAUAUCAUCUUCUGGGACCUGCCAGGGAUCGGAACCCCGGAAUUUCAGUCAAACAAUUACCUGGAUAAGGUGAAAUUCAAUUGCUAUGAUUUCUUCAUCAUCAUCAGUUCAGACCGGUUCAAAGAAAAUGAUACCAUCCUGGCCCAGGAAAUCCAGAGGAUGGGGAAGAACUUUUACUUUGUGCGCUCCAAGGUGGACAUGGCCCUCAGCAGUGAGACACACAAAAAGAGCUUCAAUGAGGAGAGAACUCUGGAGAAAAUCAGAUAUGACUGCGUCCGCAACCUGUCCAGAGAAGGGAUGAGAUCCCCACAAGUUUUCCUUGUGUCAAAUCACAACGUUCAGAAAUACGAUUUUGAGAAACUGAAGAUAACAUUGCUAAAGGAACUCAAAGGUCACAAGAAACACAUUUUCCUCCUGGCCCUGCCCAAUCUUUCCCAACCAAUCUUGGAAAAGAAGAAAAAGGCUUUGCAGAGGCAGAUCUGGAAACAAGCCCUGAAGUCGUGCGCCAUUGCUGCUGUUCCUCUCCCGGCUCUCUCAGUGAACUACGACAUUGGCAUCCUAGUGGAUAACAUGAGACAGUAUUGUGAGAGCUUUGGGCUGGAUGACACUUCCCUCUGUAUACUAGCUAGGCAGGUUCGGAAGCCUGUCGCUGAGCUGAAGGACAUGAUCAAGUCCCCAUUGGCCAAAGAUAUCUCAAAAGAAAUGGCUGAGGGCCUGCUAACUGAGGCUACAGGGGAGGGUCUAAUGGUAGUUAAACAUUUUAUCAGCAUGAUACCGGUGGUUGGGACCACGUUAGCUGCAGAGAGGUCUUUCACAGUGACAUACAGAAUGCUGAACAGCUUUUUGAAAGGUGUUGCUGAAGAUGCCCAAAGAGUCCUUAUCAAGGCAUUGGACAGAGAAGAGAAAACAAAUGAAUGAAUAACAACAACAAGGGACCAAUAAGUUGGAUACACAUCUCUGGAAGAUGGAGGUUGAAGCCAACGGCAGAUUCUUCUGUUCUCAAAUCUAAUGCAACAAAGAAACAAAAAUAUUGGAAAAGAUCUCCAGAGUUUGGUCUUUAAAAAACAAAGCUGUAUUUCCAGUGCUGGGGAACAGGGAAAACUGAGGUACAGUUCCCUGGCCCCAUCAUUUUUUUUUUACCAGCCAGGCCCCAGAUGGGAAAGUUAAGGGACAGCGUCAGGGCAAAUACCAGUUCAGAAAGUCCUGAUCUAUGUUAAUUAAAAACAUCCGACAAGAUUUUAAAAUAUACUUGAACUUUCUCUGUGUAAAUCAGUGGAGAUUCCUGAGUCCCAUGGAGCGACUGACACCAGCUGAGGAUGUGGCCUAUUGCAUGCGGUGCAAACCGGUGCAGAGUCUGACCAUGAGAAGCCAGCAGAGCUGUAAUCACAGUGCAAACAUGUGAUCAGAAAAUAGUGCAUUUGGAACCAGCAACAUCCAGGUUUUGUUCUUUCCCCAAGUCUUUUUCCCUUUGCCAUUCAGUGCUGGGUCAGACCAGUUCCACCCUGACCAUGUGAACACAAUUCAUUAAAAGGACAUGAUUAACAAUAGAUUUCUGAGCAGUAAGACACCGACCUGAGACUUGUAACCUGCUCAGCUGCCAUGAACUCAGCUCUCAACUCAAUGCUGCUCUUAGGCGGGUCCCUGAGCGCAAGGGAAACAGACACGGUUAGAAACGCCUGAGCACAGAUCUUCAGCUAGUGUAAAUGGACUUAACUCCAUUGAUUCAAUCCCAUUGAUCUGCUCUGGGGAUCUUGUCUUCCGGGCACAUCCAUUUAACUAGUCCCUUACCAGAGUUUAGCUAGCGGCUAUUAGUAACCCUGUAACUAAAUUGUACCCUGAGCAGGGUUUGGAAACAUCUGGCUGAUGAAUCUCACUUCAGUGAUUUAAUAUUAAAUCACUGAUAUGAGAUUCUUCUUAUAUCCCUGAGCUGCCGUUUGAGCUGCUGCUGAUUUCCUAGUGUGAUGGGGCAAGGCCAGAUGGCUAUAGGAAAGUAGUGGGAGACAGAUAUAUUAGCCCAAGGCUAAAAAAAAUCCCUGUUACUAGGUUAAGCAAAUGGAAGUUGCUCCAGGUCAAUUAAGACACCUGGGGCCAAUUAAGAUCCUUCCAGAAAGCAGGGAAGACAGCUAGGUUGAUUGGGACACCUGAAGCCAAUGAGGGGCUGGCUGAAACUAGUUAAAAGCCUCCCAGUUAGUCAGGUGGGCGCGCGUGUCAGGAGCUGUAGGAGGAAGCCACUCUGCUGGAGAAACGGAGCAGUACAAACCGUAUCAGGCACAAGGAAGGAGGCCCCGAGGCAAGGGUGACGUAGAUAUUGAGGAAGUGGGGGCUGCUGUGGGGAAGUGGCCCAGGGAAUCAUACUCGUCCUGUUUCCAAAAAGUCAGCUACCAAGAACUGCUACUAUCAGGGUCCCUGGGCUGGAGCCCAGAAUAGAGGGUGGGCCCGGGUUCCCCUCUCCCCUCCCCAACUAAUCACUGAGACUGGGAGACAACAGAGACUGUGUGAGGAAGGGUAGCUUAUCCUCACCUCACUUGCUGGCUUAUGAUGAAAAUGGCUCAGUAGGCUGUGAGCCUUGCCUCUAGAGAGAGAAGGACUACAUGGAGGGUCACAGUGAGCGUCUGAGGCUAGCAAAAUCCACGAGGAAGUGCGGGACCCACUGAGACAAGGUCGGAGCUUUUCACACUUGUUUGAUGCAGGGUUUAGAUUGGCUGGAGGCUGGAAAUCACGGACACCAUUCAGACUCACCUGGGAUUUGCAGAUGGUAAUCGCCUUGUGUCAGGCUCUGAUGAUGAUUAAUUCACAUGAUGCCACGCACCAGCCUAUUGUAACUGACUUGCUCUGUAUUCCAGUCAGUAAUUAAUGUGGUUGCAUCUCUUUGCUCUUUAUGUUCGCUGCUUGUGGUUUUAUUAUCACUGCGGAUCGUAGAGAAACACUUUUCAGAGUAGCAGCCGUGUUAGUCUGUAUCCGCAAAAGGAACAGGAGUACUUGUGGCACCUUAGAGACUAACAAAUUUAUUAGCGCAUAAGCUUUCGUGGACUACUUUC